AACAGCCCCCGCGCGCGCCCGACUCGCCGGCCAAUCGCGAGAGCGGUUGCUUCCACACCACCGCGUGAGGAGAGGAGCCAAUAGGGAGCCGCGAUAUUGAGUGGGACCGCUGUUGUGGUGACAGUUGAGCUCGCCGCGGUUUUUUUUUUCUGUUGUUCUUCCCACGCCUCCUGCCGCCUCAGGACCGGCUCGGCUUCCGACGGUCCCGGCUCGGGAUGGUCAGUGCGGUUAUGACUUAAGCGGGUGGGGAGGAGGAAGUGAAGGGAGAGGCCGGCGCGGCUUAGUGGAGAAGGGCCGUUAAACCCCGCCUCCCUCGCAGGGAAGGCAACCGUCAUGCAGAUUUGUUUAUUCCUAUGUUAAUUUAUGCAAGUGAAAGCCCAGGUUGGCGUCAUAGUUUAGGUCAGCCUUCUCAAUUUUGGAGUCCCCAGGAGUAGCUGGACUACAACUCCCAAUCCCUGACCAUUGCCCCUGCUCGCUAGGGAUGCUGAGAGUUAUAGUCCAAAGAUGUCUGGUCUAGGUCCUUGUGAUGGACUCGAGGGUUGUCCCCUCCUUUUUUGUUUGUUGAUGGAGGGGGGUGGUGAACAUCUCGAGGUGCUUGUUUUUUCGGAGGCUGUGCUGAGGGUCAGCCUCUCCCAAAGGUAGCAAAUCCAUCUGGGCCGCUGCACCAGUAGGGACAGCUCCUGGUGGCCUUCAAAUUCAUUACUAUAAUGGUUUUCUGUCUAUAUUUAAAUCCCUGUGCAUAGAAAUGUAUGAUGUAAGGGAGAAGCCUACCUGCUCUCUCAUAAGCAAACUUCCUAAGUGGAGCGAGGUGUUGAUGGCGGCGGGGGGGGGGGGGAGUUGCUUUAGUUUUGGCAUGAAGCAGCAUUCAUCUCUGUAAUCCAGAUGUGGGAAGCCUUUGCGGGGGCAGAUGUUGCUGAGCUACAACUGCCAUCAGCCCCAGCAAGCAUGGUCAACGGUCAGGGGUGGUGGGAGUUGUAGCUCAGCAACAGCUGGAGGGCCAAAGGCUUCUACACCCCUAUAAUCCAGCAUAGGCACUUGGUAGCAAGACAGUUGAAGCAGUUUGACCAUUUCAGUUAGAAACAGGAUUGAUGUACUGGGUGGUGGGGAAUCCCCCAACCUGUGGAUGACAGCCAAACUACCCACAGUCAGCAUAGGACUGCAUCCAUGUUAUCUGAAGGGUCACCUACACUUGUGUGAGGCUGUCCAAGCUUUAUUAUCAGCAUCAGAGGUUCUGCCCUCUGGCCUGCCAGCAAAAGCUGUCAGGCUGGUGGGUGCUAAGGAUACAGUUUCUUCAGUGGUAGCCCCACACUUUGGAACUACCUGUCCAGGGAAAUAUGUAUGGCUUCAAAGUGUGUUCGUUGCAUUUCUGCCAAGGCGCCCAGGGCUGUUUACAAUUUUAAAAUAAAUGGGGUAGGGUAUUCAACUGGAAAGCCCCUGAUGUUUUCUUUGCCAGCCCCCUCUUGGCUGGUCUUACGUAAAUGGUCUUCAGAGCUGUUGUUCUUUUAAAGCCUGCAUUUAACUGAAUUCUGCUGUGCUUGAUUAAAUCUUCAGCUGCUUCUGGUUUCUCUCCCUUUUUGCGUGGAUGGAUGGGGGAAGUAUAUUUUAAUGUGUUUUAGAGUCAUGUAAGCUGCCUUGUGAAGGCCAGAUGCCUUGAAAGGCAGGUUAAAAUACUUUAAAUAAACACUGCCCCUUUGGACUGCUGUCCUAAAUACACUUUGAGCCCAGUGAGACUUAAUUUUGAGCAAGCUUGCAUGGAAUUGUACUGUGAAAACCUAUUUAACUGUUAUGGCUUCUCCCGAACAGUUUUGCAUUCCUGACACUUAAUAAGUAAAUAGUGAUUUAUAAUGUUCAGUAGAAGCAACACUCACCUUGAUGAUCCUUACAACAACAACAACCAAACAUAACAGUUUACUUAGGCUGUUUAUGGAAGAACCAAGAUUUCACCAGGAGUUUCUAGUUCACCCUUAGUCAUUCAUGUACUCUUGGAAAUCAUAAUCUUUGUAAUUCUUCUGUGCUGUAAAUAGCCAGGUUUUAAAGCGUUGCCCUUAAAUGUAGGAAAUCAAUCUUUAAUUUCCUGUUGAGGAAUGAGAGACACUACUUGGCAUUUGUCUACCUCAACCUCACCUUAUCUCAAAUGGGGUAGAACAAGAAUUCCAUGCUUUGAGCUCCUUUCAGGGAAGACAGUACACAAAUGUGAUCAUUUGUUUGGAAUUCUGAAAUAUUCAUUCAUUCAUUUGGUUGACUAAUGUCUCCUAAAUGUUCAGGAAGAUUAAAAUCAUGUACUUGUGUUUUAAUGUUAUCUUUUUCUUUUUUCUUUUUGGUCUUUGAUAUAUGUUUUAAGGCCUCCAGCUACAAGAAAGCACCAGUGGGGGCUCCACCUCAGAGGAAGAAGGCAGCUCCCAAGACUGAGCUCACUGAAGAGCAGAAACAGGAGAUUCGGGAGGCCUUUGAUCUGUUUGAUACUGAUGGCACUGGGAACAUUGAUGUGAAAGAGUUGAAGGCAAGCAGAAAAACAUGACUGAAAUGUGUCUUAAGAUUGUAAUCAUAAGGCCCAUUGAGCCAGCGGAGCUUACUUCUAAGUAAACAUAUAGAGGAUUAUACUUUGUGGAGCUGACUUUAGCCCAGUGUUUCCCAAACCUGGGUCUCCAGCUGUUAUUGGACUACGACUCCCAUCAUCCCUGACCACUGGUCCUGCUAGCUAGGGAUGAUGGGAGUUGUAGUCUACACACAGCUGGAGACCCAAGUUUGGGAAACACUGCUUUAGCCAAUGAGAGCUGUAGUCCAAAACAUCUGGAAGGUACCAGGUUGUUGAAGUCUGAACUAAAGUGAUAGGGUGGCUACUGGAGAAGGGUAGUGUCAUUCUAUUCCAUUGUUCUUCAUUAUACUGCUUUUGUCUACUCCAUCCUACUUUUGCCUGUGGCUUUAUUUGUAUUGGGAAAAUACCCAAGAGGUGAUAUUUCAAUGAGGGAAUCUAAAAGGACUGGAAUAAACAGGAGAUAAAGAGUAUAAGGUUAACCUUUCCCCCUGAAUGACAAAUUCAGCAGCUAAAGUAAAUACAGCCUGAAAAACUCAGUGGCGUCCAGAUUUGUCUUAGAACGGCCUUGUUGUUCAGAUUUCAUUUAAUGGAGUCAAGUGUCUUUGUUACAGACAUGUGCCUUUACAAAUUUUCAUCCAAUCUUUAUACCAUGGGUAUACAAAGGAUUACUUCUUGUUAGGAGCUACAGGAGGAUACUUCCAUCUUCAACCUUUCAACAGUACAAAAUAGAAUACUUGGAAGUAUUGUAAUCUCUGUGAUUCCUGAUGGCAGAAGAUACUGCUAGUGUCACUGUGCUGGCAUUGUCUUUACUCAAUCCAGGAGUCUCUCCUAUUAUUGAGACUUCCACUUCCACUUUGUGUGACCUCAUCCCUGUCUCCAAUACGAGGUUAUUUUCCCUUGGGAGACUGGGAUGGAAUAUCAGGAAGCAGAGAGAAUCAGGCUUCUGGGGCAAGCACAGGGCUCCUUGGCCAUCGUUACCAUUCAUAAUCUCAUUUCUCAUAGGAAGAUUUCAGCUUUUAAGAGAGCAGAGAUGUUAAAAAAGAGCACAGGUUUCUAGAUUUUCUAGACUUGAUUGUUAUCUUGGAAGAUGAAGAUUCUUUGUGUGAGGCUUUGGGUUUCCUGGCCUGGAAUCUAUUUGCAUUGUUAGUGUUGUUGCCAUUGAGAAAAAAUAUCCUUAGUUUGCCAGGAAUUGCCUCUCUCUAUCUUAUCUGGAGGUAAAAAAACAGCAAAUAAUUUUGUUCUAGUUUUUGAGUGGUAUUGGGUUGUUUGCUUAUCCAAUGAAGAGUUGCAUGAGCUGAUUUGCCUUCUCUCCAGACUUUUGGAGGAGUACAUUGUUAUAAUGCCAGUUCAGAUGACCCAGUAUGCUCCAUUCCCAGUUCCAUUCCUACCUUAUGUAGCAGUGGAUAUUCUCAGUAUUGACCACUAAGUAUGUUAACAGCAAGGGAGCUCUGUCAAAGUUACACCAUUAAGACAAAUUUACUUUCCUUUCCUACCCAUAGUCUUGACACUAGUACAUCUCAAAGUCUGCUGACAAGAAUGCAAAUAUAUAGUCUUUGUCUCAGAUGCAGAAAUUCUGCUUCUAUGGUGUACAGUUGAGGUAUUUACUAUUCCUUUUCCUGCUGAGAUGCCAGUCUGUUUCCAUUGUUUGCAGGUUGCCAUGAGAGCACUCGGGUUUGAACCUAAGAAAGAUGAGAUCAAGAAAAUGAUCUUAGACAUUGACAAGGAAGGAACUGGAAAGAUUACUUACCAUGACUUCUUAGGAGUGAUGACCCAGAAAAUGGUAGGUUGAUCUAAACAGCUGCCACAAAAUCUGGCCGUUUUCUGAAGUCUAUGAGGGAGGGCUAAAGGGACCUUGUUAUGAUAUUUGCAUCUGUGUGUGCUAAAAUUGUGAUGGAAGUGAGACUCUGUCCUGUUGUAAGGCACCAAUUCUGGGGUGUGUGGGAGAUACACAUUUGCUUACAUCAAUUGCUUUUAAGGUGACUGGGAAAGCCACAUAGAUGUCAGUCUCUGGCCUUUAUUGAUUGGAUAGCAGUGGUUGGAUUCUUUGAAAUAAAAUAAAAGUCCUCUUACAGAGGUCUAUUCAUUCACCACAACCAAAUGAGGAUAGAGCGUGCCCUAAAAGGAUGUAGUACUCUCUCUCUCUUAUUUGUUAAACCUUGCAUCUGCAGUAAUGUGGCUAUAUAAUUAUACCCAGAAUUUUGGUGGCAGUUCUUUAAUUUACUUUUUGUUAUAUUUAUAUAUAUUUCUUACACGGGUAGAAAAGUUAUAGCAGUUUGCCAUUUCAAUAGCUGGUUGUUUUCAUGUGUAACAAACAAAUGUCUGAAAUGUUACUAUUUUACUUAUCUUUAUCAAAAAAAUAAGGCUGAAAAAGAUUCAAAAGAAGAGAUUCUGAAAGCCUUCAAGCUGUUUGAUGAUGACGAAACUGGCAAAAUCUCUUUCAAAAACCUCAAACGUGUGGCCAAAGAACUGGGGGAGAAUCUUACAGACGAGGAGCUACAGGUUUGGACUGUGUGUCUGUUUGCAUGCAUGCUUAAGCCACUCAAUGGAAUGAUUUAGCAAGCUUGCAUUUACUAAGAGUGCUCUGAAUCACCUGCAUUCAAAUUCUGUAGCCUGUCAAGCAUCACAAAUUUGUACUUAAGUUGGAGCUAAAUGGAACCUUCGCUUUCAAUGGUAGUACGUUUCUUAAAACCUGCAGGCAGGCAACAGUAGGGGAAGGGCUAUCACAUUCAUGUCCUUUUUGUAGGUUUCAUGGGAACACCUGAUUUGCUGCUUUGGGGAAAUUGAACUGGAUGGACCUUGUUCUGAUCCAGGAGUGGUCUUCUUAUGAUGUUAAUAUUUGAAAUAGGUGGGGUGCUGCUUUCCCCAUCAGCUCUUGCAAUACUUUGGGGACUUUCAAAAUAAUUGUUACAGUUACCUGCAACAAGCAGUCUGAGGAAUUCCCCUGGCACGACUGAUUCACCUAAGUAGAGUAUUCAACACCUUGUCUACCUAAAAGGAAGAGGGACAUGUCCUUUUUAUUGAGAGCCUUUGUGGUAUAGCAGUUAGUUAGUGUUGGACUUUGACUGGGGAAACCCACUCAUUCACAAAGCUUACAGUGUGAUUUUCAUCCAGUCAUUGUCUUGAAGACUAAAGCAUAUGAAGAUUUUUUUUGAGGGGUGUGUGGGAUAUGUCCUUGAAAGAAGGUUGGCAUAAAAAUCUGAUAAGGAUGUCACUUUUUGUACUGACCCAAUCCUGUGCCUUUAACAACAGCCUGACAUGCUGAAAAUAACUGAUGAAUAUUUUCCCACUAUCACCAUGUCAGGAAAAACUACCUGUUUAAUCUCCAUGUUUUAUGCUGCUGUUAAAAGGAUAAGUGUUGAACCAAUGCAUAUGAUGGAAACCCUAUUUACAAAUUAUUAUUAUUAUUAGGAAUAAAUGGGUUUUUUGCUUUCAAGAGAAAGAAACUAUAGUGUUCUGCAACUACUGGUAUUGGUGAAGUUCAGCUUAUUUGUAAAUGAACUGAAGUUGAUUAUGAUUAAUGUAGUGAAGUUUGUCUAACAAUUUAUUCAAGAUGCUACACUCCCAGGCAAACUGUCAAGUGUUCUAAAGGGAUCUCCCCAAACUGAAUGCCUAGGAUGCUUAGGUAACAGUAUGUUAGAUGAAAAGCUGCUGGUGAACAAACUGAUGUAUUUUGAGGCAGAAUGAGUGCCAAAGGCAAAAGUGUAUUUUCAGUCCCCUUUGGAAACCUAUUGCAAGAAGAAGAUGCCUCUUCCUUCCCUUCCACAACCAUCAUUUAACUCACUGGGUUUGGCCUUUGAUUCUUUGUCAUGUUUCAGGAAAUGAUUGAUGAAGCUGAUCGGGAUGGAGAUGGAGAGGUCAAUGAGCAAGAGUUCUUACGAAUCAUGAAGAAGACCAGCCUUUACUGAGAUGCUUGGCAUCUUGUGUGUGCGGUUUUUGUUUUGUUUUUUAAUCUCAUCAUGGUUUUGUUACCUGAGUUUGACCUCCGUGGUGCUUGUUCUGGAAGGGAUCAGCAGCAGCCCAAAUCUCACUAGCUUUGUGAGAUACCCCUCACAUUUUUUAUGCUCAUGGCCUUCUCUAUUGACUCCAUCACCACCAUCUCCUAAUGUUGUGCUUCAGAUCCAUCUUUUAUAUUUCCAACAGUAAUGUGAAGUGGCUUCCUUGGUUGAGCUGCCUUUUGAAGGAGGUUGUGUACUUGCACACUGGACUUACAUGCAAGGAAGUAUUUUUUUAUUUUAUUUUUGGCAGAGACAAUUUAGGUAUUCUCAGAAACAAGGAUGUUUCUUUUUAAAAACUUGUUUUAAUUAUCUGAAGCUUGCAUUGUAUGGCUCUUGGUACUUGCCAAAGUGAAAAGAUGCCAAAGAGUGGAUAGCUCCAGUUCUGCUUCUGCACCUACUCCACAUUGGUCGUUCCCUGCCUUCUAGGAGGUGACUUGAUUCUGGAUGUUGAGGUUAAAAUGCAGUGCCUGCAGUAUUUAAGCCUUGAUUUAAAAUAAAACAGUGUACUUACUUAUUAGCCUUUACACUUUUUCAAAAAGCAUUGAAUGUAAAAUUGGUGUGUUUUGAAUCCCUGAAUUGGCUGGAAAGAGCCUGUAACAGUUCUUCCAAAUGCUUAUGGUUUGUGCUGCUGAAAUUUAAAAGAUGACAUAAAAUAGUUCAUGACAGCGAA
Molecule: messenger RNA, 7201 nt
Organism: Podarcis lilfordi (Lilford's wall lizard)
Lineage: Eukaryota; Metazoa; Chordata; Lepidosauria; Squamata; Lacertidae
Source: the annotation of a GenBank genome assembly